CCUCACAAGAAAAAGAGAGCUAGAAAAGCAGAUCAUGGCUUACCUGGUGAUAAAGGAGAUAAUGAAUUGAAACAAUUGGCAUAUGAUACUUUAGAUACUUCAUUACUUGAAUUAUCAAUCCGCAUUAAACGAUUAGAAGCAGAAGAAGCAACAACUCCUCCACCAAAUAAUCCUCAAAGUAAAACUGAAAUUCAACGAGUUAAAGAAAUGAAGGAACGUCAACGACAAUUAUUAGGUAUGGUAUGGUUACUUAAAUCAUGUGAAGCUUCACCCACCGCUGUUGUACCUAGAAAUAGAAUUUAUGCUAGAUAUAGUGGAAUGUGUGCUGAUAAUGAAAUUACUCCAUUAUCUCCAGCAAGUUUUGGUAAAUUAGUUCGGAUCUUAUAUCCUGAUUUAAAAACUAGAAGAUUAGGUAUGAGAGGUCAAUCCAAGUAUCAUUAUUGUGGAAUCAAAUUGAAAUCAGAUCAAAAUUAUGAAAUGCCAACUCAGACUCCUCAACCUCAUCAUUCAUAUUCAAGAAGUCGGACAUUACUUGGAGAUUUAUCAAGUGGAGGUAGACAUGAUGCUUCACCAAUUUCAUCAUCUAAUUCUUCAAUAUCAUUUGAAGAUACUCCAGUACCAGUAUCACAUUUACGUACUCCAUCAUAUACUCCAAUAAAUUCUCCAUCUAUUGCCUUUUCUGGAACAAUUGGUCAUCAAUUACCUCUGGUAUCUCAUCUUAUGCAUGUUCCAAACAUUGUGGAUUUACUUAAUCUGAAUGAUUCAGGAAUUUCUAAUCCAAAUGUUAAAUUAGAAUUACCUUCAAUUUAUCCAUACUUACCUGCUGAAGCAGAUAUCGAUCUUGCUGAUACCCUUUAUUCACUAUAUAAAGUUCACAUCAACACAUUGUUUGAAUCCCUUCGAUUUAUGAAAUUAAAAUUAUUCUUUGGUAGUUUUGCUAGUUUUAAUAGUAUUUUAACUACUCCAGUAUUAAAAUUAUAUACUAGUGAUUCACUAUUAGAAUGGGUUAAACUUUGUGAUGUAAUUAUGUAUAAAAGAAUGAUUCGAAUGUUGGCAAAAUUACAACUUCAAUUUGGUAUACCACAAGAAGUUAUUGGACAAUUGCGUCAAAUCUCUUCGGGAUUUGUUAAUACAAUGACUAAUAAUUUAAUUAAUUUGAAGGCAUCCAAAACGUUUGUAAUUAUGAAAUUAAAAUUAGCUAAACAUUUUGUAAAUAUUUUAAAUCGGUUAGUUAAAAUCAUUGUCACGGGACAAGCAGCAUCAAGAAUUUUAACUGAACCAAUUCAAAAGGAAGCUAUGAUUAAGGAUUGGUUAAAAUUAGAUAUUAAUGAGAUUGUAUUACAUGAAUUACCAUGUAAUGAUACCAAUACCUCGAAAUUAUUAUCGAUACUUUCAGAAGAUUUCUUACGAUUAUUACGUUAUGAAGGUGAACCGGUACCUACACAACAAGUUCUUGAUCAAAUUAUGCAUAAAUUCAGCUCAUAUAUUGCUGAAUUGCCUGGCAAAUUCCCUGGCACAAAUCCAAGAUUAAUCAUAUUAUUAACUUGUAAUCUCUUGACUACUUGUUUGAGAGAAAUUAGUUUACACUCCAAUAGAACUGAUGAAGAUUCAGGUAAGGGAUUUGGAGCGUGGUGGAUCUUUAGAUGUUGGGUAGAUGAAUACCUUAUAUGGUGUUUGGAACUCGGAGGUUUCUUUCAGGAUGAGUUUAAGCCUGGUGCCAUAUCUUCUUCAUCAUCAGGUAGUGAUCAAGAAGGUGGACAAGGACAUGGACAAGGACAAGAUGCAAGUGAAGGACAUGGUCAGGGACAAGAUCCAAGUCAAGGACAUAGUCAUAGUCAAGGAGGACAAGGACAAGGACAAGGACAUGGCCACUUUGGAGGUAACUUGGCAGGAGUUUCCGGUGGAAAUGAGCCACUGACCCAUGAACCCAAACAGCAUCAUAGUCAUAGCAAUAUGGAUGCAACAGGAUCCUCUCACUAUGACUUGAGUAACUUGGAAGCCAACAUGUCUACCGGUGUUGUAGACUUACUCGAUGGCAACUAUGGCAGUGAUGAAAUGGCGCCCGAGUUCUCUUCCGAGAUAGUCUUGAAAUACGAACCUACCGUCAAUGAUAUAUUGUCGUGA
Scheffersomyces amazonensis is the source of this 2124-nucleotide messenger RNA. It is a transcript of the gene RFX1, whose product is annotated as Rfx1p. The record is from RefSeq and is a predicted model, not a curated record. NCBI's taxonomy places the organism in Eukaryota, Fungi, Ascomycota, Pichiomycetes, Serinales, Debaryomycetaceae. Gene Ontology annotation, molecular function: RNA polymerase II cis-regulatory region sequence-specific DNA binding; DNA-binding transcription factor activity, RNA polymerase II-specific. The annotation marks the transcript as partial. Gene Ontology annotation, biological process: regulation of transcription by RNA polymerase II. The transcript has 2 exons.